Molecule: messenger RNA, 545 nt
Organism: Dufourea novaeangliae
Lineage: Eukaryota; Metazoa; Arthropoda; Insecta; Hymenoptera; Halictidae
Gene: ND-B14
Product: NADH dehydrogenase [ubiquinone] 1 alpha subcomplex subunit 6
Exons: 3
Coding region: 32-409 (125 amino acids)
Biological process (GO): response to oxidative stress
Source: RefSeq, a predicted model, not a curated record
GCAAUACUGCGUAACUGUGCGUAACUGAAAAAUGGCUACUCCUACAAGGGUAGCUUGGAAGAAGGUGAAACCGAUUCUCUCUCUAAAUCAAAAAGAUGCUCAUAGAAGAGUAUUACUAUUGUAUAAAGCAUGGUACCGACAGAUUCCACAAACGGUAUUGGAUUAUGAUAUCCCUAAAACAGAAAAUGAUUGUCGGGCAAAGUUGAAAGAAGAAUUUAAACGUCAUGCUAAUAUUACAGAUGUAAGGGUUAUAGACUUGCUUGUUAUUAAGGGUCAAAUGAAACUUCAGGAAGUUACCAAUAUGUGGAUACCUAAAGGAGGUCUUAUGAACUAUUGGCAGGAGACAUGGGAGCCAAAGCCAAAAGAUUUCUUGUCAAAAUUCCUUUCGGGCCAAGACUCGAACAUUUAACUUCGGUCAGUAUGCUAAGUAUGGAUAAAUACUCAUGAGUAUUUGUAGAGUAAAUUGUGUAUAAAUUAUCUGAAGAAUGUAUAUAUAUAUACAUAUAUUGUACACCAGAAAUUGCAAAAUAAAAGUGAAAAGGGGA